This is a messenger RNA of Nematolebias whitei (Rio pearlfish), 1614 nucleotides long. Its product is annotated as cytochrome P450 4B1. Gene Ontology annotation, molecular function: iron ion binding; heme binding; monooxygenase activity. The coding region runs from base 1 to 1539 and encodes 512 amino acids. Lineage: Eukaryota; Metazoa; Chordata; Actinopteri; Cyprinodontiformes; Rivulidae. The record is from RefSeq and is a predicted model, not a curated record. The transcript is spliced from 12 exons.
AUGGAGCUGCUGGAAGCUUUCUUCAAACUCCAACUCUCCUGGCUCCAGCUGUUUUCUCUGCUCUGUUUCGUUGUCAUCGCCUACAACUUCUCAGUUUUCCUGGCCAAACGAAAGGCUGUGCUCAGAAGCUUUGAAGCUUUCCCAGGACCUCCAGGAAACUUUCUCCUAGGACAUGUUUUAGAGUUUAAACAAGAUGGGACCGAUUUGUUCAAGGCGACAGAGUGGGGAAGGACCUACCCUUAUGGUUUUCCAUUGUGGUUUGGCCCCUUUCUUUGUUUGCUCAGUGUUCAUCAUCCAGAUUAUGUAAAAACCAUACUGACAUCAGCUGAACCAAAAGAUGAUUUUGUGUAUUCUUUUCUCAUGCCUUGGAUUGGAGAUGGAUUGUUAGUGUCGAAAGGUCAGAAAUGGUUUCGCCACAGACGACUCUUGACUUCAGGCUUCCAUUAUGACGUUUUAAAGCCAUACGUGCAGCUGAUGUCACAGUCUGCUAAAACUAUGUUGGAUAAAUGGGAGAAACAUGCAAAGAGCAAUGACACGUUUGAAUUAUUUGAACAUGUGAGCCUCAUGACGCUGGACACCAUCCUACAGUGUGCAUUUAGCUGCAAAAGCAACUGUCAGACAGAGGGAGGAACAAAUGAAUACAUUAAAGCAGUGUAUGAGCUCAGCAGUAUUAUUAACUUACGGUUGAGGAUGUUUCCGUACCACAACGACCUGAUUUUCCACCUCAGCCCACAUGGUUUCAGAUACAGGAAGGCCUGCAAGGUGGCUCACAGUCAUACAGCGGAAGUUGUAAGAAAUCGAAAAGAAGCACUGAAGGAAGAGACUGAGCUCGGUCGCAUACAGGCCAAGAGAUACUUGGAUUUUCUGGACAUCCUUCUCUUUGCGAGGGAUGAAAACCAGCAGGGUCUGACAGACGAAGAUAUCCGAGCAGAGGUGGACACCUUCAUGUUUGAGGGGCACGACACCACAGCCAGCGGCAUCUCGUUCCUCCUCUACUGUCUGGCCUGCCACCCAGAGCACCAGGAGCUUUGCAGGGAGGAAGUCCUUAAGGUCCUGGAUGGUAAAGACACCAUGGAGUGGGAGGAUCUUAAUAAAAUACCAUACACCACAAUGUGUAUAAAAGAAGCCCUUCGUCUUUAUCCUCCUGUCCCUGGAAUAUCCAGGAAGCUCACCAAACCAAUCACCUUUUGUGAUGGAAGAACUCUUCCUGCAGGUUUCCUUGUUGGAGUGAGCGUGUUUUCAAUGCACAGAAACCCGGUUGUCUGGGAGAACCCUGAUGUUUUUGACCCUCUGCGUUUCCUCCCAGAAAAUAUCUCAAAGAGGUCACCGCACGCCUUUGUGCCUUUCUCAGCUGGGCCAAGAAACUGCAUCGGUCAGAAUUUUGCUAUGAAUGAGAUGAAGGUGAUGGCAGCUCUGACACUAAAGCGAUACCGUCUGAUAGAGGACCCCGAUUUUAAACCCAAGAUGAUUCCGAGGUUGAUUCUUCGCUCACUCAAUGGAGUCCACAUCAAAAUCAAGCCUGUUGAACCCCAAGUGUAAAAAUGGGGAAAACCCUGUAAAACCUGCUGCAAAACAGGCUUUUAUUUAGAGAAUUGUGGGAUUUAAAAAUAUAUU